Molecule: messenger RNA, 1865 nt
Organism: Tigriopus californicus
Lineage: Eukaryota; Metazoa; Arthropoda; Copepoda; Harpacticoida; Harpacticidae
Product: probable tRNA (uracil-O(2)-)-methyltransferase
Exons: 4
Coding region: 1-1752 (583 amino acids)
Biological process (GO): tRNA methylation
Molecular function (GO): metal ion binding; tRNA (uridine) methyltransferase activity
Source: RefSeq, a predicted model, not a curated record
AUGACGCCUGUGGUAGUCGUUCAGUGUAGUGUACAACGGUUUACCCGUGCCUUAGACAUUUUGGUCCGAAAACCACAUGCCUCCCAAAAGAAAUUGGCCGGCUGCACCCUGACUAGUCUGUCUAUUUAUCAAGACCAACCAAAAUCUGUCAAAAGCGUCUCUGAGGUAUUCGAUGAGGCCUAUGGCGAAAUUCGUCGCCGUCUGGUGUUCCGCAAAAUAUCGUCCGAGGCCCAACAAACGGAUUAUGACGAGACAAUUAAAUGGAUUCAUCCUUCCGAGCAAUCCAUGACCAUCUCUUUCCAUUGUGAUCAUCAUGAGUUUUUGAUUCAAUACCUGGACUCUCAAAUCAGUUUCCACGUUGUUAAGGGACCCAAGGACGCCAUACGCCACAAUUAUGUAGACCCCUUAGUGAAAUGGUGCCAAGGUGUAGAGGAAAUCACACCUUCGCCUACAUCCAACCGAUUGGUAGAUUUGGCCAAAUAUCGAGACAAAUAUUGCCAAUUGAAGGACAAGCAUGCACCCAACAUCAUAAAAAUUUGGACCGAGAGCACAGAUCCGGAAAAGUUUGUUCACGAGGACUUAGCCUUGGCUGCUUACAUCAUUCUUCUGUGGGAGCAAGAUGAUCUCCCUAAGGAGCAAAUUAGGUUCAUGGAUUUAGGUUGUGGGAAUGGACUAUUGGUCUACAUUCUGACUGUGGAAGGUUACGAUGGAACGGGUGUAGACAUUCGGCAACGAAAAAUUUGGGACUCAUUCAAGCCAAAGGUUGAUUUACAAGUCUCGACUGUUCAUCCCUCAGCAACAACGACUUUUCCCAAGUACACGUGGUUGAUCGGGAAUCAUUCCGACGAGCUGACUCCUUGGAUCCCGGUGAUGGCGGCUCUGACUUCUCACCAGACAAGAUUCUUCGUUUUACCAUGCUGUCCUUUUGAGUUCCACAGGAAAUUUGUGAGACGAAAUCCAAAGGCUUCGAUCUAUCGUGACUACCUCGACUAUGUUAAAGAGGUGGGCGAAAAAUGCGGCUUUGUAAUGGAGGAAGAUCGACUCAAAAUACCCUCAACUAAAAGAAUCUGCUUUAUUGGACGCCAACGAGUAAACCUAAAAGAAACAAGACCGGAGAUUCUGCAGGCCAUACACGAUUUAAACUCCACAUCACAGUCACAAGGUCAAUGCGAGAAGAAUGACCUAGUACAUGCCAAACGAGCCAGGCUGGAUUUUGUGCCACGCUCCAGUGAAAUUGCCGUCCACAAUUGUACGCAACUUCCAAAAGAGUUGAUCACGGACGUGAUUAAGUUGGUCGUAUCCGAGUGCUUGAAGACUCAAAAUCUUCUCAUGGACCAUUCUAAAUUCUCCAAUCUAAAAGACGAGUCCUUGUUACCUACGAAAGAAUGGAACAUGGGUGGAACUCUAAGCUUGUCGGAAAUUGCUGCAUUAAUUUCAUACGAACAACUUCAAGCCAUGAAAAAUGAAUGUGGUGGUCUCCAGACGUUGAUCCGGAACCACAACUUCAUUUUUAUUGUGGAUAAGGGUCAGGUACGUCUGCGAUGUCACGCAUUAGAUCCACCCUGGGCUGGAAAACGGCACUCUAAAGGAUCGAAAUCAAAUGUGGGAACAACGGCUACCCAUCUUACCAAGAAGACUCGUUUGUGUUGGUUCUUCGAGAAUCAUCCGCAGGGUUGCUCCGUGAGCGCCGAUAAAUGUCUUUGGGCCCAUGGGAAACACGAUCUGGCGGCCAUGACAACUCGCAACGACUGACCAAUAACGUCAUGUGUGGACAGUCUAGAUUCUUUAUUGGUUGAAAAUCUAAGAAAAAUAAUCGAACCUAUGGCAUCAAUUAUAUUGAAGAAAAAAAAAAGAUUGAUAUCACA